Cydia fagiglandana is the source of this 2434-nucleotide messenger RNA. RefSeq names its product acyl-CoA synthetase short-chain family member 3, mitochondrial. Gene Ontology annotation, molecular function: propionate-CoA ligase activity. The transcript is spliced from 12 exons. Bases 372 to 2420 code for a protein of 682 amino acids. The record is from RefSeq and is a predicted model, not a curated record. NCBI's taxonomy places the organism in Eukaryota, Metazoa, Arthropoda, Insecta, Lepidoptera, Tortricidae. Gene Ontology annotation, cellular component: mitochondrial matrix.
AUUAAGCAAGUGCGCGCUAAAACGUACUUCUUGUAUUUUAAAUAAGUUUCACAAUGGUAGUGAAAAGAAACGAUAAGUGAUAAUGUGGUUGCAGCGAUUCUGUACACCAUCCAUACUCCCACGCAUUCAAAAAGAGAACAUGUGAAACAAUUUCAAUUGCACUUAAGUCAUUUGCUACUAAUGUGGUAGAUAGAUAACCACUUAUAUAGUUCGUAUCGUUAAAAACUUCAACGUCAACCUCCUUUCAGUAAACUUAUUAAAUAAUUCAGUAGGGGCACAGGUCGUGGUAUAAUGGAGUAUUAUAGAUUCCAAGUCACAUUGUUUAUGUGACAGUGCUCGCGCGACACCCGAAGUGAUAGGGUACCGUAACCAUGUAUCAGGAAACCGAUGGAGUCACCUCCAAGAUCGAGAAGAACAAAUUCGAAUCUUCUAUCAGUGAGCUGAAGAAGAAGGCGUUUGUCUCUGCGGCUGACAUAGAGAGCUAUGGCGAGAGCGGUGUGACGGAGCAAUAUCAAAAAGCGUACCACCGCUCCCUAGUGGAUCCCGAGGGAUUCUGGGCCGACGUGGCAAAGGAGAUCGAGUGGGCUAAGCCUUGGGACCAGGUUCUGGAUCACUCCAAUCCUCCAUUUACAAAAUGGUGGGUAGGCGGCGAGUUGUCCGUCUGUCACAACGCAAUCGACCGGCAUGUGGAGAAAGGCCAGGGCGACAGCGUGGCCCUGGUACACGACUCCCCGCUCACCGACACAGUGAGGCGCAUCACCUACAACGAGAUGAGGGACCAGGUGUCUCGCUUAGCCGGGAAACUGUCGGAGCUAGGAGUGACGCGAGGGUCCCGCGUCCUGAUCUACAUGCCGCUGAUCCCCGAGGCCGUCAUCGCCAUGUUGGCGACCAACCGCAUCGGGGGCAUCCACUCUGUGGUAUUCGGAGGAUUUGCGGCUAGAGAGUUGAGAACAAGAAUUGAGCACGCGGAACCCACUAUUAUUAUUGCAGCUAGUUGUGGAGUUGAACCAAAUAAAAUUGUUAGAUACAAAGAUAUCUUAGACGAGGCACUAUGUCAAAGCUCACACCAGCCUUUGAAGUGCAUUAUUUACCAGCGGCGAAGAGUUCUUGAGUGUUCUCUUGAGAAAGACAGAGACAUGUGCUGGAAAGACGCACUUGAGAGCGAACCGGUGCCAUGCGUGCCUGUCGAGGCAAAUGAACCCUUAUACAUUCUUUAUACUUCUGGAACUACUGAUGCUCCAAAAGGUGUCCAACGCCCAUGUAGUCAUGCAGUUACGCUUUGUUGGUCCAUGAACACGAUAUAUGGCUUAAAAAAAGGUGUUUGGUGGGCUGCCUCUGACCUUGGUUGGGUAGUGGGUCAUUCAUAUAUCUGUUACGGUCCCCUACUUGCCGGUCUGACCACUGUUUUGUACGAAGGCAAGCCGGAUCGGACACCCGAUCCAGGACAGUAUUUCAGGAUAAUAGAACAGCAUAGAGUCAAUGCGUUAUUCACAAUCCCCACCGCAAUUCGUGUGCUGAAGAGGGCCGAUCCUAACGCCAAAUACGCUAGGAGAUAUUGUAAUCAGUCUUUGAAAUCAGUAUUCAUUGCCGGAGAACACUGCGACCAAGACACACGUCUAUGGGCAGAACGUAUAUUUUCAGUGCCCGUGCUAAACCACUGGUGGCAAACAGAAACAGGCUCAGCGAUUACUGCUGCCUGUCUCGGGUAUGGCAUUAAAUCAGUACCGCCACAUUCCGCCGGAUACCCUGUUCCAGGAUACGAGAUGCUUGUUCUAAGAGAAGAUGGUUCAGAAUGUCAAACGGGCGAAGUUGGUAGAUUAGUUGCAAAGCUUCCUCUGCCUCCUGGGUUCGCCUCUACACUCUGGCAAGCAGAUGACAGAUUUAAAAAGACAUACUUCGAGUCGUAUCCAGGUUACUACGACACUCAAGAUGCCGGUUGGAUAAGUGCAGAAGGAGCCGUUUGGGUUGUAGCCCGUGCUGAUGACAUCAUUAAUGUAGCUGGUCAUAGGCUAUCGACUGCAGCCAUAGAAGAUGUUGUGCUAAAGCACGCAAGGAUAGCAGAUGCUGUUGUCGUUGGUGCCCCUGAUGCUACCAAGGGCGAUGUACCUUUAUGCCUUUACGUUAUGAGACCACCCCAAGAUGAUGAAGAAAUUGUGGCUGAAAGUACAGUAACCCAGGAACUUAUCGCAUUAGUUCGCCAUCUGAUUGGACCAAUAGCAGCGUUUAGGAAAGCUGUUGCUGUCCCUGCGCUACCUCGGACUAGGUCUGGCAAAGCGCUCAGAGGAGCAAUUGCAAAAUUAGCUAGAUCACAAUUAGUGCGACUGCCAGCUACAAUUGAAGAUGCAAGUGUAUUUGCUGAAAUAAAAAUUGCACUGCAAAAGUUUGGAUAUGCCAUAGAUGCACCCGAUCCUGAAGUUUAAGAAAAUAAUAAAAA